Molecule: messenger RNA, 7884 nt
Organism: Durusdinium trenchii
Lineage: Eukaryota; Dinophyceae; Suessiales; Symbiodiniaceae
Source: the annotation of a GenBank genome assembly
AUGUCCAACCAGCAGAGUUGCCCCAACUCAGACCGAGAUGCUUGGUGUGGACCCUGGUGCCGGCAUCCGGCCGUCGGAACUGUCCGUUCUAGAAACCCACAGUCGUAUUGUAGGGGUAGUUGGAUUCUGGGGGGUCUUCCCCAAACAAGAACCCUUUGGCUUCCACCAGUCCAACCAGCGGCCCAGCUCUUUUCGCCCGCUGUUGCUCUUGUCCCACCCGCAAAGCCCUCCCAAAUCCUUCACGUCCAAGUCCACCCGUGGUGGUCUCAACAGGAUGAGAAGGAAGCCUUUCAGCUUUACCUGCAGAAGUUCGGCGAGUGCCGCGAUGGUUCCAACCCAGGUUAUAGCCGCAAGGCUUUCCCUUGGUAUAGCGGCAAGCUGCCACAGGGUGAGAAGGUCUCAGACGAGUCACUGCAGGCAGCCUUGGCGUAUCGCCCCCAACCGGCGAAGCGCCUGAACAAGCCCAACCUGGUGGAGGUGGAUUCGGAAGGCGAGGAAGUGCCGCUGUGCACCAAGUGUUCCAUGCCCGUGGGCGAGUUUGCCUACCAGGGCCGCGAGGGGAAGCACACGUGUGUGCACACGGAGUGCAUGGCACAGGUCUUAAUGAAGGAGGCCCAGAGGGAUGAAGAGCUCCGAAACCAGCGGGAGCAGCAGAAGAAGAUCUUGAACCGAAGGGAAUUUGACAUCGGAUGGCAGAUGGACAGUGUGCCCCAGAAUGCACGCUGGGCCGCGCGCAUGGGCUGUGACGCCAAUCCGCAGGGCUUGUGCUGUUUGGUCUUGGAUGAGGCCAGCAGGACCGUGAAAGUGAAGGCCACCCUGGAACCUUCAGCUGCUGUGAACUUGGAGUACCUCCUCCUGGCCCUCAAGGUGCGGAAGACGGCGAGCCGCGAGCCGCUGUUUUCGCUGGACCCGGUGGACCCGCAGAACUUGGAGCAAUCUCCGCAGAAGAAGGUCUAUGAGCCCAAGUGGUUGGCUGGCACCAGCGCAGGCGACGUGAUGUUCCAGGCAGAUUACUUCCUGAAGGAGUUGGCAUUGGGGGAGUACAGCAUGCCUGUGGUGGGAAUGAGCAGCGUCUUCGACUUCUCGGAGAUGACUGGGAAGGAGAACCAAUGGGCUGGUCGCGAGUGGUUCGUGGUGCGGAAGGCAGAGGUCCGGAUGGCGGAAGACAAGACCUUGAUCCCUCACGUGAAGAUGGGGGUGGAGGCGCGCGAGCAAGUCCUGACCAAGAAUGGUCUCGAGGAUGCUCCGGUGACUCUGCCUCAUCACCCUCUGAAGAAGUUUGCGGAGGCCUUCUCGAGGCACUUCGACCUGAUCGCCGAGCGAAAGAGCGUGAUCUUCCACCUGAGGGAGUUGGCCAAGGCCUCCGUGAUGGCCAAGUACUUGGUGGACUCCCGCGCGCGGGUGGACCCCAGCUGGUACGCCUUGGCGGAUGAGAUCGUAAAGACCACCACCCCCGAGGCGCACCCGGAGAUCCCGCAGCUGUGGAACAUGCGCGGCAACUCGCGCAUCAAGCUGAAGAAUGGCCGGUUGAUUGACAUGGUGACAGGUGGACAGAGCUCCUUACAGGCCAUCUAUGGUGGCGUGGAGUUUGGCUUGGACCGCUUUGAGCUCGCUCAGCGACAUGCCCUCCAGGGGCAGCCAGGAAUGCAACUGGGCCAGUCAGGCCGUCCAAUGUUCAUGCCGCAGCGCUUCCAGCUGGGACAGCGGGAGAUGCCACAAGGUGUCGACCUGAACUUGGACAAGUUCUCGCUCUCUUCAGAGGAGCGCUUCGCGGGUCGCCUCCCGCCCUGCAGCGGCGGGAAGGGCUCGCUCGAGGCCAAGGUGACGCUGGGCAAGGUCACUUCCCUGCUCCCACCGCUCGCGAAGGCCUUCUUGGACGGCUUGAGGUCUGGUGUGAAGGCGGACGACCAGAACUUGUUGGUGAACAUCUUCACCGUGCCCCAGUGCGAUCGCGUGGAGGAGGGUGAUGCCUUCAUCCCUCCUGACCCGACGCUGGGUGCCGAGAAUCUGGAAUAUGUCCAGAAGCUGCGCAACAUCGUCGGAGAGGAGCGUAGCAUCCGCGAGCGCCGCAAGACGCGCUUCGCCGACAAGAACUUCGUGAUGGCCAAUCCAGGCUCUGACUUCCCGCGCUCCUGGACCUCGCGAUUCCAAGUGGAGCUGGAAGGGCGCAUCUCCUACACGGCCCCCACCAAGUUCGGCUUGGUGAAGCUCGAUGUGGAAGAGAGCUUCAAGCGAAGCUUGCUACAGGAGGUCAUGCCCAAUGCUGUGCCAGAGUUUCAACAGACCACGGAGGAUGGCAUCAUCUUCCGGAUUUACAAACUGGGAAGCCUGGAGGUGCGAACAAUCCAAGAGCCAGAGGCCGAGGAACAGGUUCACCAGGUCUUCAGUGCCCGGGCAGCCUGCUGGAACUCUCAAGGCAGCAAGACAGAGGCUCUACGCCUCAAAGCACUCCUUGAGAGACACCACAGCCAGCCCAAAUACUUGCUGGGAAUCAGCAUGUCAUGGAAGGGCAGGUGGGGCUCGAAUGCACGAGCAGAAGCCUGGAAAGGCUCAUGGCCAAAGGAGAACAAGAAGCCGCAGGAAAAGUCCAAGAAGGAGAAGCCGGACAAUCAAGUAUUGAGGUACCACGACGGUACCAAAAUCGAUACUACAGUCGGUGGAAGUUCUACCUUGCAGGGCUCGUCUGCGCAAUCUUCCUUGCUACAGGAGGAGAACAAAAAACUGCGGGAGGCCAUCAAAGCCUUAUCGCAGAAGGCCGAUCUCUCGGAAGUGGAGUCAGCAGACGAAAUCCGGAAGCUGGUCGAGACAGACCCCAGAGAGGUUCUGAGAGAGCAGCAAAAGGAGCUCAACAAGUUGAAGAAAGAGCUGACCAAGAAAGAGAAGAUCGAGAGACAGUUAAAGGAGAAGGCGGAGAACCAUGCCAGUUGGAAGGCUGGUAUUCUGGAAGGAGUCAAGCGAGCCGAUAUCAAACAUCUGGAAGAGAUCAAGAAGCUGAAGGAGGAAUUGGCACAAGUCGAAGACGACAAAGAUGUCAAAGAUGGGAUGAGUGUAGAAGUUCCUCAGGGAAACGACAGUGCUAUGGACUCGAAACUGGAAGAUAUGGACAGGAAGAUGUACCAGAUGGCUUCAUAUGUCGAGACAAUGGAGCAACGGAACCAGGACCUGGCAUAUCAAGCGGAACCAGAGAAGUUCCCUACAGUCGAGACCAUUGUGAUUCUGACCCAACAGAUGUUAGCGCAGAUGACCAAGGAAGAAUUCGACUUGGAGGAAGAAUCCUUCCGGCAAGCAUUAGCAGAGCUUCCCUCCACUUUGGGUGGGUCGAGGGAUUUGUCAGCUUGCCUGAUUCCUGCCAAUGAAGGCAAGAAAAGGUAUAUCUUGUGGAUAUCCUGUAUGUUGGCCAGCCCAGACGUGUUGCAGUUCUCUGCAAACUUGGAGAUAGGCUUAGAGAUCUUGUUAGACGAGAGGUACCAAUACUACCACGAUAUUCCGAUAGUUGGCGGCACCUUUGUGAAGCUGCACGAAUUCCCACAUGAAAGUGAGGCCAGCACGACUUGCGACUCUGUGAGUCCCGCAUCGUCGGCCACCUGGGAUGAUAACUUUCUUGGAGAUAACACUGCAACUCCGGAGGGCACGACGCCGACUUUGGAUGUGCAUGGUCAUUUUGAUCCUGAAGAAAACACUGCAACUUCAGUGGAAGUGCUACGAGAUUUGACUGAGGACCAGAGCACCCUUUUCCAGACCUAUGCAGUGCCCAGAAUUUUUCAGGUUGACUGGCCACAGGAUUUUGCGGAAACAACGGAGACUGAGGAAGAAUUGGAGGAAUUGAUGGACAUGCUCUCCUUUCACACGUCAGUCUUUGGUUUUGAGAGACUUAAUGAUGAGGUGUUGGCCUAUCGAGAGGCAUUUGGACAUUUCCCAACAUUUGAGGCUCUCUAUGUGGAUGAUAGAUUGGAAGACUCCACGUUUCUUUUCCACGACCAGGAUUGGAGCAGAGAGGCUUUUGUGGCAACUGUUCGUCUCUUUCUGGAAACGAUGAUUGACAGAAACGAAUUUUCUGCCAUUGCUUUUGUGCAAGAGAUCCCUACUCCAUAUGAGCAAGGGGGCAAUGAUCAUAUUUUUGUCAUUGUGGAGAAAUCUUAUGCUCCUCUGAGAGUGAUGAUUUGUGUGGUCAUCACAUUUGACUUGGACGACUCCCCCGAGAUCUAUGCACUUUCGGUGCCUCAAUAUGUCUGGAGCAAGGAUUUGGUUCGUGAUCUGCAAAUGGAAGCUGUAUGUCGAGACCCACGUUUUGACUGCCUACUCCGGCAUGGGUUGCUAGAAAUGCCUGUGGUUGUGGCAUGGCAACCCUACCAGGGUAUGAAAUUGAAUUUGGACAUCAAGAUGUUGACUUGCUCCAGUCAGGUUCCUCGUUUCCACAUCAUGACAUCACAAGUAUUAGAGGUAGGGAAUCCUUCCGAGAAUAUGCCUGAAGAUGGAGUUUCUCUCAUGCAACAAGCUCGAAUCCUGGAUGAGGAGAAUGACAUGCCGACCACCUUAUCUACACAGCGAGCUGACACCGAGAGCCUAUGCAAUGGAUAUUCAUCGAGAGGACCUACUGACAUAGCUCCUCACUUCAUGAGCCAAGCUCAACAGUUAGAAGAGCUGCGAAGAUGGUUGUGGGAGCUUAUGGGAAACGAGGACUCAAUUGCACUAUAUGUUUUUGAAAGAAAUGGAGGAGAUGUGUCGACGUAUCGAAUCCUUUUGCGAGCUGAAGUUCUAGGGGGACAGCCUCGAUUUGCACAUUGGAUUCGGAGAGAGUUGGCGGCUCUUUGGAAUGUACAUGCAAGGAUCUUUCCAUUAUUACCUGCUCCCUUUACAGACUUGCGUAUUGCGGUCUUGUUGCCAAGGGCGUUUGGGUUAGAUCUUCCUGUCCUGCUGGAAAUCAAUGAUGGACAGGACUCCUGGAGAGAAAUCCACAUUAUACAGCAGGCUGUUACCAUCAACAGUCUAAUCUGGCGAUCGAGGCUGCCUGCUAUUGUCCCAUCGACGCUCUCCUACCAGGCAAUGCUGGUCGGUGAAAUGGCAGAUCCGAAUGAUUUGGUGCCAUGUAGCCCGGGGCAAUGGAUUACCAUUCUUGUUGGUGCGCUGGGUCAUUUGGGAGCCAAUGGGACAACAAUUUCGUCCCUUGAACCUGGUUUGCCUUCCUUGACUAGUCUAGCGAGUAGUCAGUCAAACUCCAUACGACCUGGUGUACAACUUGAAGAACCAGUCGAUGAGACGGGGGAAGAUGCUUUGGAUGAACAUACGAUCAUGCAGCUGCCUAUGGGAAGAGGAUCUGAUGCAGUAGAAGUGUUUUCCUGGUUCCUGGGAUGGGAUCAAAGGGAUUCCAUACAGCAACAGUCAAGAACAUUUUCGUUUCCAAGGGACACAGACUUGGAAAGCAGGGCAAUACAGACCUGGAAUGACAUAUGCUCAUCAGAUCAUCCAUUGGUUGUGUUGAUCUCUCCCUUUAUCCAAGAAGCAGGUUUUCGGCCGCCUGCUGUCCUUGUUGUGGAGUACAUCAACCAGUUGUACCAACCCGUGUUUAUCGACCUGGAGACUUCCGACACGGAGGCCAAAGGGGGUUUCCUGUUACGGGACCUCCAAGCAAUGUGUACCAAUGACAUAUUUGACCAGGUCUUGCCUCAACAUAGAUGCCGAACAGUUGCAAAUUGUUUUGUCCGGCUUCAAGGGCAUUGGUAUGAAUGGGAUGAGGAUAUCCAGAUUCGUGCUGGUGAUUACUUGCAAAUGCUGGAAUACACUGAAAGUGAUGAUGAACACUCGACCCUAUGUGGCUCCGAAAGGCAAGAUGAGCUUGCAUUUUCUGAGACUAGUGAGGAGAGUGAUUGCCUACAGUUUUUGCAGCUCGAGGUUUGGCACCGUGAGGCAGGGACUGGAUUGCCACCGCCAGGCAAUGGAGUGUAUUGGGAAUCGAAAUGCCUUGAUGCAAUGGAUGAUCUUUUGCACUGCCCGGAUGGAGACCAUGUUGUCGAUUUUCGGGAUCCUUCAAGGCGGAGACCAAUUCCUACCCCAGCCAGAUCCGGGGUUUUGCCGAGAGUGGUGAGCAUCAGUGAUGCAUUGAUUGAUGAUCGUGCUCCUGAGUUACAGAUCCCACUAGGACUCUCUGCCACAGAAAUUGAACUUUUGAUGGACUUUGAUCCGGUAGCAGAACAAUUGGAGACGCUCUUUGAUGGUUCUGAUCUGGACGAAUAUGUCCACCAGAUGUUUCAAGCCGCUCCAAAGUGCAUACCGGACCGUUGGAACCCUGCUGAUUCUCAUUCAGUCAGAAUUUUUACGGAUGGUUCGUACAUCAAUGGAUCUGCUGCUUGGAGUUUUGUGGUUGUGGCAUGUUAUUGUGACCGUCAGGAUUAUGUGGGGUAUCAAUCGGGUGCUAUUCCACUGCAAGGCCAUCCGGAUUGCCUUCUUGAUACCCAUGGUUCUGCGGUUUGUGCCGAGCAGCAUGCGCUUAUUUGGGCUAGCUGGUGGUUGUUGCGAUACUGGAGACUGGCUGCUCUUCAGACUCCUAUUGUUUUUCUGUGGGACUCGCAAGUAGCUGGUAGACAGGCAGAGGGCCUUUAUGGAGCCGCCUCUGCUCUGGGCCGACUCUUACGUGGCCUGCAGAUUGCUUUACAACAACUUACACCAGCUGAUGUUGGACAUCUGCAUGUUCCAGCGCAUCGUGGGCAUUUGUACAAUGAAGUUGCGGAUACUCUGGCCAAACAAGCUCAUGGCAAAUGUCCAGCCUGCCCAGACGCGGGUCUCUUGCUGCAAAUGGUCCAGAAGUUGGGACAUUUGGAUCAUCUAUGGCUUUUUGUACAUCAAUCUCCGAUGAUACCGCCAGGCAGUCAUGGCAAUAUCAGAUGGAAGCCGACCAGUGCUACAGCCUUUCCAAAAGAACUUUUGAUUGCCCAGCUGUUGCCAGGAUCGGGUAAGGGAAAUAUGGGCAUCCUGCCCACAACCAGAUUGGAGUAUGAAUGCUUCACAACAUGCUGCUUUGAUUACCGAUCAUUUACAGAAGGAGAUGAAAAUGGGGACACCCUGCAAACCAUGGAGGAAGUGAAUGCCAGGUGGGUUCGACACUUUGCCCAACUGGAAGCGGGCAAGGAGGUGGAGGUGCAAGGCUGGCUUGAGGAGUUGGGACGGCAAACGCACAAAGACGAUGUGCGGCAUGAUGACAUGCUCGUGGCAGACGAAACCAGUCGUCGAGAAAUCAGUUGUCGAGCGUCGCAUAAGGAAAAACUUAGCAAAUGCAAGAUGUACAUCGAGGCCUAUGAGCAUGAGGCGUGCAACAACUUCUACAUGGUCUUGGAGACGGAGGAGAAGAGCCUCGUGGUGACCGAGCGCCUGGCCAAUGGCUCACUGUCCUGGAAGGAGAACCCUCAGAACUUAGAGGAUCGAAACAGCCUGGCGAAGCUCCUCUUCACCGUCGACUGCAAGGAGAACAUGCUUUUGGGCGAGGUCGUUCGCCACUUCGAGGAGCUGCCCAGCGACAGCAGCCUGGAUUGUCGAAAGCACUAUGCCAAAGCCUUGUACAAGUUCGUGUCGGGCCGCAACCUCCGCGGCAAAUGGGGAGGCAGCCCGCGGCCAGUAUCAAUCGGGUCGUUUACGAGGUUUGGAUGGAGUGGAAACUGCGACCCUCCACUGCCCGAGUUGCAUGGAGAUGGGUGCUUAUUGUUAGGAGGGCCCUUGAAAACAUGGCGUGUCUUGAAAUUGGGAUGCAUAUCUGAUCAUUGGAAGAAGUCGGAUUGGUUGGAGAUCUCGUUGACGCCCAACUCCCAGUCCUCACCCACCAGAUGGUGGCUCUUGAGUGAGGCGGGGUUCGAGAGGGAGUCCCAUGCAUGUGCACCAUGGAACCGAUAUACCUAG